AUAUAUUACAAAUGAAAUAAUAUAUUAGUAAAUAAGAAUUUUUUUAUUUCUUGUAUGGUUUUCCAAAGCAAACAUAAUAUUGCAUCGUGAUUGGUUCAUUCAAAAUUGAUUGACAUUUUACUUGGGUAAAAUCUGUUUUUAUAUAAGAAUUAUUAAUAAAAUGGAUAAUAUUUAUUCAUUAGAUACUCCGCAUGUAGAAAAGGAUUUGGAAUAUAAAAAAUCUAUUUGUAAACGACGAUCUUCUGUUUUCCAAAGUCGUCAAAUUAUAUUUGAUGAAUGUGAAGAUGCAGAAGAUAAAGAGACAGUUGAAAAUAGAGAAGUUAUAAAAUAUGUAUCUAAUACAACACAAGAAAAAGUUUUUAAUUUAGAAGAAUAUAUAAUUAAUUUAAGAAAUGAAAGAAAAGAAUGGAUAGAAAAUUUGAAACAAAGAAAAACACAACGAAAAAAUCUUACAAAGCAAAAAUUAUGUUUAGAAAAUCAAGGACAACUUUUGGAUUUGAAUAUUUUAUCAGAAUAUGAAAAAACCUUUGUUACAGCACGGCCAAAUUAUCAACAUAUUUGCAAAAAUUAUGAAAAACUAUCAGACAUGCUUGUGAAAUUAUCAGUGUUAUAUAAUUUAGCUUAUAAAUUAAAUCAAAGAUUCAUUUCACAAAUGGAAAGAAGACUAUGUAAGAUUACUGAUAAAAUUAUCAAAAUAUCAGAAUCAUGAUAUUAUAAAGAUUGCUAUACAUUGAAAAUAAU
This is a messenger RNA of Apis laboriosa (Himalayan honeybee), 741 nucleotides long. RefSeq lists its product as uncharacterized. Lineage: Eukaryota; Metazoa; Arthropoda; Insecta; Hymenoptera; Apidae. The transcript has 2 exons. Bases 161 to 709 code for a protein of 182 amino acids. The record is from RefSeq and is a predicted model, not a curated record.